AUGAAGUUCAUCACCGCCGCCGCCUCUUUGGCUCUUGCUUCAGUCGUCUCCGCUGCGCCUCGUUGGGCGGACUGGGCGCCAAAAUCAUGCCCUGAAGCUCAGUGCCCUGAUGUCGAAUGCCCAGUGGAUACAUGUCUCCAACAGAGCGAUGCUGAGGAUAUCGUCAACAAGUUCAUCUCAGUCCUCAACCACCCCGACGUCAAGGCAUCAAAUGCCACUGCACAGGCCCUGAUCGGCGAUGACUUCUUUGAGGAGUCAGACUCCAUCAACAUGCUCGCAGGCCACCCUGUCGGCAGCGUCACAUUCUCCGGCAAGCAGAACUACAUCAAUGGUGUUCUCUACGCUCCAUCAAUCACUGAUAUUGAGACCAUCAAGGUCAUGCCUGCCGGCUGCAACAACGUGUUGUGGUACUGGCAGAUGAUCAUUGGCUCGAAGCAAAUCCCUGUCAAGGGAAUGAACCUCUUCGAGAUUGAUGAUGACGGGAAGAUUGCGGAUAUGUACGUCGAAUUCAACAACAUCGCCUGGGGUAUCGACAUUGGCUUCACCGCCACCAACCCUGGAGGCAAGAAGCUUCCUACCGCAUAA
Molecule: messenger RNA, 585 nt
Organism: Exophiala aquamarina CBS 119918
Lineage: Eukaryota; Fungi; Ascomycota; Eurotiomycetes; Chaetothyriales; Herpotrichiellaceae
Exons: 2
Coding region: 1-585 (194 amino acids)
Source: RefSeq, a predicted model, not a curated record